CAUUCCGAGGUACAAGUUGCUGCUUUCUCAGAUGUAAAAGCAUUAGCGAGCAGAGUUCGCAGUGUCGCCGGCAUUAAAGGCUCCGCAGCAGAUUAGGAUUAGCUAGCCAAGCUCGUGUGUAUUCCCGGGACAGCGAGCAGGGGCUCGGAGCCUCCCUGCGCCAGGAACGCGCCCGUGCGCUUCUCCCUGGGCGUUGGAAAGCUGCAGGAGCGCGCCCGGGAACGCGGCACGGCCGCACUCACCAACCCCCGGAGAUGCCCUCGCUGUCAGGCACUGAGGGGUUAAAGAUCUGGGGGUUUCCCCGAGUGACCCCGCUUUUUUUGGCAGCCCGCUUCCCGUGUCCCACUUUCUCAUAACCUCGGCUGCCUCCUCCUCCUUAUAUAUUCAUGAAGCUGUGCAGCUGGGGUGAAAUAAAAGCCGGGCGAGCCGGGACGGCCGCACAGGAAGAGGAACUCCGUGUGCCCGCUCGGGACGGAGCCUGCUCUUUAUCUUUCCCUUUAUCUCUCCCCGCGCUCGGACAGCGCUGGCGCAGGAGGCAGCGCCGCUCCCCGCUCAGCUCUGGAUGCCGGGAGGAGGAGGAGAGCUAACAGUAAGUGCAGCUCUAAGAUGAAAGCUCCAUCUGGGCAAGGCAUCAGGCUGGCAUACCUCCUCCUGAGCCUGGCUGCUCCCUGCCUUCCCAGCCCUCUCUGGAAGGACAGGGACUCCCUGAUGCAGGAGGAGAAAGCCCAUCAGACAGGUGGCAACUUGGUGCUGAGUAGGCAGGAGCAGCAGCUCAGUACAAAGCUCGUAAACCUCAAGAAGAAGGAAGUGGAAGCAGCCAUAACUACAGGACAGUUUCCUCCAAGCAUGCACUUCUUCAGGGCAAAAAGCCUCAUUGACCAGAGCAAGGUGUUCAGCAUCUUAAAGCGCAUGCCUAAAGGUGCUGUGCUCCACCUGCACGACUUCGCCAUGCUGAGCGUGGGCUGGCUGGUGUUCAAUGCCUCCUACCUGCCCGACUGCUACAUCUGCUUCACCCCCGUGGGCUCCGUGCGCUUCCACUUCUCCCGGCCGGGCCCGCCGCGCCCGCCACCGGCCCCCUGCUCCCCGUGGCUGCUGCUGGACACCUACCGGCGACAGCUGAGCGACGUGGCCGAGUUUGACAGAGGCUUGCUGAGAAACCUGACCCUGGUGACAGAUGCCCCUGAGCUGGCCUACCCUUCUCAGACUUUCAUUUGGAAAAGAUUUGAAGAAGUCUUUCUCAUUGCCUCUGGACUUAUCUGCUAUGCACCUGUGUUCAAGGCCUAUUUCUACCAGGGGCUGCUGGAGCUCUAUGAAGAUAACAUACAGUAUGUUGAGAUAAGAGCUAUCCUGCCUGCGGUGUAUGAACUGGAUGGCACCAAGCACAAUAAAUCGUGGUCUGUGGCAGCCUACCAGGAAGUGACCAGGCAGUUCGUGAAGGAACACCCAGACUUUGUUGGAGCCAAGAUUAUAUUUGCAGCACACAGGAUGCUGAAUGUCUCCCAGAUUAAAGAAGCCAUCGUCACUGCCAUGGCACUCAGAGCCCGCUUCCCAGACACCCUGUCAGGCUUCGACCUGGUUGGUGAUGAGGACAAAGGUCAUUCUUUAUGGGACCUGAAGGAUGCCCUGACCAUCCCAUAUUCCAUGGGGGUCAACUUGCCAUACUUCUUCCAUGCUGGGGAGACUGACUGGCAGGGCACCUCUGUAGACAAUAAUGUUCUGGAUGCAUUGCUACUGAAUACCAGCAGGAUUGGCCACGGACUUGCUCUCAUUAAACACCCAGUAGCCAAAAAUUUGUCUCUGAAGAGGGAUGUUCCUGUAGAAGUCUGUCCCAUCUCCAACCAGGUCCUGCUGCUGGUAGCUGACUUGAGGAGUCACCCUGCAGCCGACCUCAUGGCUGAAGGGCACCCCAUUGUGAUCAGCCCCGAUGAUCCCCCCAUCUUUGGGGCAAAGGGAGUCUCUUAUGACUUCUAUGAGGUGUUCAUGGCCAUUGGAGGGAUGAAUGCUGACCUGAGGACCCUAAAACAGCUUGCACUCAACUCCAUAAAAUACAGUGCCAUGCUACCGGAUGAGAAAGCCAAGGCCAAAGAGCUCUGGCAGAAAAAAUGGGACCAAUUUGUGGCUGACCUCUCUGAUAGCUUUCUAAGGGAGCUGUAGAGAGGACAAGGCUCAUCUCAGAAGGCAUUUGGCAAGCUAGAGUGAGCCAGACUGAUUGCUAAGAGGGAGACUGCUUCUUCCAUGUGACCUGAGCAGAUGAAUGGACGUCAAAGUCUCACCUGGCAGCAGCGACUCUGCUAAGCCAGGCUUGAUGGGCUUAAAGCUAAGAAGGAGCUGCACUAUCCUGUGAAACUCAUGGACUGGAGGUAAAAGGGAGCACUGAGCCUUUAGAGCAACCACAAGAAGUCACCCUGUUAAAAAGAGUCAACACAAUUAAAAACUGCCAAUGACCAAAUCCUGACAUCCAUAUUCAGGAAAAACAUGCUUUCCAAUUAGAGUCAGCAGGAGAUUGCCAACAGGAGGAUCUCUGAAUUUUGCUUUAUCAUUACAAAAUGCAGACCUUGUCCGGAAACAGCUAAGACAAACAUCCAACCAUUUGGGCCACUGACCUUCAAGAGAGCAAGGACUGAAAAUUACUCUUGUUAUGUUUAACCGUGGGCCUGCUGCCAAAAUAGCACUGCUAGGUCGAGGAACCAGUCAUAGGUCUGAUGUCUGCUAUUUCAGGACCUUCCAUGGCUGGAAACAAGCUGGUGGAACUUGCUCCCAGAACAUUUAAGCCUGGUUGCACAGUGAUCAUAAAGCCAGAAGAGAGGUGCCUCAGUUGCCAGCAGUUUUUUUACUACAAAGUCUUUUCCUGUCGUCUGGUCAAUAGGAAGACAAAACACAUUUCAGGUUAAGUCAAAAACAUCCUGGCUUCCCAGACCCAGCUUGAUUAAAACGAUCUCUCUGCACAAGGCUGUGUUAAUACAGACAUUUAUAGGAAACACCUUUUGGUUUCAGGGAGUUCCACUACCAGCCUUUGUUGCUGCACUCAUCGUGCAAACGUGGCCUUAUUCAGCCUGUCAGAGAGAUUUUCACCUUGGUACAGAACUGCUGUGGAUAUCCACACGGCUCAUGUGGACCUCUGUGGUUUCCAGCUCCUUGGCAAAAAAAAAAAAAAUCCUACACAAGAAAUAGUCUCUUGACAAGCUGAUUCCCUGUCUUAACAUCAUCAAAAAUAUCAGGAGGAGAACUGGUUGCAGGGAGACUAAAAAAAAAAAUACCAAAGAAACAAACCAGAUAAAAGAAAUCUUAAGCAGGUUGCUAAAUAAAUUCAGAAAAAUCCUUCAGCACACACAUGCCAAGCAUGCAGUCAGGAUCAAAGAGCAUCUUUCCCUGACUUCAGUACAAUCAUGCUGCUUUGCAUCAGUCAAGGGAGAAUUGACAAAAAUUCCUAAUGAAAGACAUCUCCCUCCUCUGAAACACAGACUUGCAAAGGCUGUUGUUCCUAAUCUGACCAGCCUGGGCCAAUUUACUCUCUCUGUGCUUUCUGUUAAUUGUCUCAAGCAGCUUGGCUGUAGUGUUUAUUUCCACUGACCUUGGCUGGAACACCUUAGCAGGAGGCAAACACACUUCUUACAGAAGUGGAGCAAGCUGCACAGCCUGUGUGCCCUGUGUGAAAUUGCCCACAGUUCACAGGCUUCAACUUCAUCUCUGGUUAUCCCAGAGAAAGUAAAAACCAACCAAACCAAAGACACUAUGGACCCCAUCACAGAACACAAAUAAAAUCACAGCAAACCACACGUGUGUGCAAUGCAGAAGGCAGCCACACAAACGACAGAAAUGAAAAAGUGAGAACCCACUCACACCCCUCACUAACUGGGGAGUGUUGUCUUACGCCCCCAGCCCUUUCCAGCCACAGCUACCUCUACUCCAGCUCUCUCUGCCCACACCCCCAGCAUCUUCUUCUGAAGCAUCCUGAUGCUUUUUAUUUUUUUUGCAGACUGACCUCUCCUGGGCCUUGAUACAGAUUUGGUCCUGGGAAGGAGUUUUAUACUGGAGGAGUAGCCAGAGCAGAGCCACCCUCCCUCCUCCUGCAUGGGUGUUGCAUACAGAGCUCAGACUAAAGUCCCCAGGGUAGGCUUCUGUCAUGGCCAGGUUAUAAAUGCUGACUUGGGAAGUGCUUUACCUGUAAUGCUGCUGAGUAGAACCACUGCAAACAAGCAGAAUGGCAGCUGACCAGCAACACAAAGCCCUGUCCCUCUCAGCAACCUGAUCUCUCAGCUUUGCUAUAUGUGGAUGGAUGAAGAUCUUUAUUUGCCAUGAGUUGAUUCUCCCUUAAAUAAGCCUCUUUGCUGCCAAGGUGAAGCUAAUCAUUACAGAGCCAUUGUGGGAGGAGCUGAGCUCGUCAACACACAGGUUGACCCAUGCCCCUUCCUUUUCCACCACAGCAGAAAGCUUUCAGCUCUUCCUGCACAUGGUCUCUUGAGGUCCUGAACCACUUUUUGCUUACCUGAAGUCCUCCUUUCUCCUCAUUACCUGCAGGAGUUGCAGGGCUGGAUCCUCCAUUUGCCAAAUGCUUGCUGGAACCAGUUUACCUGUUGUGUCCACUUUGUUCUUGCUUUCCUAGGAGUAGCCUGCUGUGCACAUUGGCUAUUUGCCUACUUCACAGCUGUGCUGUGAUGGGGCCAAGUGCCUGGAGCCACCGGUGUGUGAUGCCGCUCAGGAUUACAGCAGAAUCAGGUUUCUGCAAAAAUCACAGGGGUUUAAAAUGGCACAGGUCUCAUCCAGCCCUCAAAAAUGUGUGGCAGAGGGAGGGCCAGCCUGCCUUGCUGCUGGGAAUCUGCUCUUCCUUACAGCAUGUCUUAAUUGGGAGAAAGGUGCGAAUUGAGAAGCCCAGGCUGCAUCCUCACCUCUCUUAACUCCAGGUGUGCAAAAAAGGAGGAAUUUAGGCUGGACCACAGCAGUUCUAAAAGAUCAAUUCAUUCAGCUCCAUUCAAGCUUUGGGUAAAUUUGGCUUCAGGGCUUCACUGAGACUCAGCUUUUAGUAGCAAAAUUCCAAGGGUUUUGCUGCCAGUCUACUCCCUUUUGCCCAGCACCUUGGCUCCCUGCUCACAUUUGUUGGCAAAUACAUCACAUAUAAUGCUCUCUCUUGCCUGUCUCUUUCAGAACAUAGUCUAUAAUUAAAUUUUCAAACCUGUCUUAA
Motacilla alba alba is the source of this 5179-nucleotide messenger RNA. It is a transcript of the gene ADA2, whose product is annotated as adenosine deaminase 2. Gene Ontology annotation, biological process: inosine biosynthetic process; adenosine catabolic process. The coding region runs from base 607 to 2154 and encodes 515 amino acids. The record is from RefSeq and is a predicted model, not a curated record. Lineage: Eukaryota; Metazoa; Chordata; Aves; Passeriformes; Motacillidae. The transcript has 10 exons. Gene Ontology annotation, molecular function: adenosine deaminase activity.